Salvia miltiorrhiza (redroot sage) is the source of this 2040-nucleotide messenger RNA. RefSeq names its product sterol 14-demethylase. NCBI's taxonomy places the organism in Eukaryota, Viridiplantae, Streptophyta, Magnoliopsida, Lamiales, Lamiaceae. Gene Ontology annotation, molecular function: iron ion binding; heme binding; oxidoreductase activity, acting on paired donors, with incorporation or reduction of molecular oxygen. The transcript is spliced from 3 exons. The record is from RefSeq and is a predicted model, not a curated record. The coding region runs from base 377 to 1855 and encodes 492 amino acids.
AAUCCGCAGUGGGAGGCGCGGUGGGAUUUGAUUCUGCAAUAAGUUGUUAUAAGCACUUUGCAAAACAUUCCAACAUAUAUAUUCACUACUCUAUUUUUAUUUUUUUAAUAUUUCAAUUUUAAUGUGAUGCGAAAUACACGCUAGAAAAAUCAACGAUUUGAGCAGCGAAUUUUCGGAAUCGGGCAAACUGUGUGCCCUGACGUGUGACGUGGCGCCACCCGUUUUGCCCGAUCUUAAUCAGGGUUUAAUUAACACCUUAACCUUAAUCCCCCUACUCAUAAACACAACACUCCACACUCUCUCGAUGUUGAUUUUCUACUGAGCUAAAUCAAUUCCCUGUUUGCGUCAGAAUUCUCGGUCACAAUCUUCAGCAGCAAUGGAUGCGGUGGAAUCAGCGGGCUCCGGCGGCAAAUUCCUGAAUGUGGGACUUCUGCUCGUCGCCACCAUUGUGGCGGCGAAGCUGAUAUCGGCUCUGAUAAUGCCGAGAUCCAAAAAGCGCCUUCCGCCGAGGGUGGCGGCGUGGCCGGUGCUCGGCGGUCUGGUCCGGUUCAUGAAGGGGCCGGUGGUGAUGCUGAAGGAGGAGUACCCCAAGCUUGGGAGCGUUUUCACCCUGAAUUUCCUGAAUAAGAAUAUCACGUUCCUGAUCGGGCCGGAGGUCUCGGCACACUUUUUCAAGGCGCCGGAGUCGGAUCUCAGCCAGCAGGAGGUGUAUCAGUUUAAUGUGCCAACCUUCGGGCCCGGGGUGGUGUUUGAUGUGGAUUACACGGUUAGGCAGGAGCAGUUCAGGUUUUUCACUGAAGCGCUUAGGGUGAAUAAGCUCAAAGCCUAUGUUGAUCACAUGGUUGUGGAGGCGGAGGAAUACUUUUCAAAAUGGGGAGAGAGUGGCGAAGUCGAUCUGAAGUAUGAAUUGGAACAUCUAAUCAUACUGACUGCUAGUAGAUGCUUGUUAGGGGAAGAGGUUCGCAAUAAGCUCUUCGAUGAUGUUUCUGCUCUCUUCCAUGAUCUUGACAGUGGCAUGCUUCCUAUCAGUGUUAUAUUUCCUUACCUUCCGAUCCCAGCUCACCGUCGUCGUGACCAAGCUCGCAAGAAGCUUUCUGAUAUCUUUGCAAAAAUCAUUGCUUCACGCAAGGAGGCGGGCACGAAAGCUAAUGAUCUGUUGCAGUGCUUCAUAGAUUCCAAGUACAAAGACGGGCGGCCGACAUCUGAGUCGGAGGUCACCGGCUUGCUCAUUGCUGCUCUCUUUGCCGGCCAGCACACGAGCUCCAUUACUUCCACAUGGACUGGGGCUUACCUUCUCUGCAACCCCAAAUACAUGUCAACCGUGCUGGAGGAGCAGAAGACGAUCGUGCAGAAACAUGGAAACGAGGUUCAUUACGACGUGCUAGCUGAGAUGGAAGUUCUUUACAGAUGCAUAAAAGAAGCUCUGAGGCUCCACCCUCCGUUGAUAAUGCUUCUCCGGAGCUCACACAGCGACUUCACGGUGAAGACCAAGGAAGGGGCGGAAUACGACAUCCCCAAGGGACACAUUGUGGCCACAUCGCCUGCCUUUGCAAAUCGUCUCCCGCAUAUCUACAAAGACCCGGAGACUUACGACCCUGAUAGAUUCGCUCCGGGAAGAGACGAGGACAAAGCCGCGGGAGCUUUCUCCUACAUCGCCUUCGGAGGCGGUAGGCACGGCUGCCUAGGGGAGCCGUUCGCCUAUCUGCAGAUCAAGACGAUAUGGAGCCAUCUGCUCAGAAACUUCGAGAUGGAGCUCGUAUCUCCGUUCCCAGAGAUCGACUGGAACGCGAUGGUUGUCGGCGUGAAGGGGAAGGUGAUGGUGCGGUACAAACGCCGAGCUCUUCCCCUCAACUAAUCUGAUAAAGAUUCCUGCAGGUUUCAUCUUAAGCUUGUUUCAUUGUGUAGGUUGGGUUUAUUAAUCUCUUAUAUCCAUCAGACUAUGCUCUUUUUAUUUUUUUAGAUGUUUAUGAUUUGCUGUUGUGCUCCAGACUUUUGCAGUUGUCAAGGCAUUUAUGAGGUUGUCUAGUUUCCCUUUUUCUA